This is a messenger RNA of Nematocida minor, 1758 nucleotides long. RefSeq lists its product as uncharacterized. The record is from RefSeq and is a predicted model, not a curated record. Gene Ontology annotation, molecular function: protein binding. NCBI's taxonomy places the organism in Eukaryota, Fungi, Microsporidia. The transcript has a single exon. The coding region runs from base 1 to 1758 and encodes 585 amino acids.
AUGAAAAUAUUGCCUGUUUUGGCUAUAGCAGCAGCAUCAUGGAUGGAAGGCGCGUUUUCUUCGCUAGAUAGCGAUUCCGUAUUUGUUUCGUCAGCGCAGUCCUCUUCCACAAGCUUUCCUGCUCUGGAAAACGCAGACACCGAGAGCGCAAGAAGAGUCUUCAGUGAAGAGCAGCAGAAGAUAGGAGAAAAAACAAAGAGUAGCACGAGCACCUUUGUCUACUCCAAUUUGGACGCGUUUGACAUUCCCGAGAAAAAAGAGAACGUCAGAGCAGUGCUCUUCCACAACUGCAGCUUCGCAGAAAUACCUGAUAGCAUCGCUGAGUACAAGAACCUGACUUCUAUUUCAAUCACCAACUCAAAAAUAAAAACAAUCAGCAGCAGAAUAUCGCAGCUCAAACACCUGCAGGUGCUCGACAUCAGCAAUUGCAAGGACCUAGAAAGGCUGCCCAGCGGGCUCUUUGAGUGUCCCCGUCUGAUCUCUUUAACCGUCACCAACUGCAGCAUAAAAGAGCUGCCUGACAGUGUGGGGCUCUCAAAACUGACAAAACUCACUCUAAGCUACAACAAGCUCUCCGAGCUCCCAGAAACUCUUUCAAAUAUCUACGGGCUGCGGUAUUUAAACCUCUCCAACAACGCGCUGACCGAGUUUCCCUUCAACUUCCAUGAGCUCGAUCGGCUUGUAGAGAUAAACCUGUCGAAUAACCAGAUUGUUUUCAGGCAAAAAGACAACGAAGAAUACAAAAGAAGGUACAACUACGUAACAAAAGAACAGUACAUAUACGGAAGCAGCCGAGACGUGCCAGAGUUUACGGUUCUUCCGAAGCUAGAAUCUGCAGACCUCUCCAGCAACUUCAUCGAGGACAUUCCCACUGUCUUUUUUAUGUCGCAGGCCAUAAAAAGUCUUGACUGCUCAAACAACAGAAUUAAAACGGUCAGCAGGCUGAUAGACUAUCUGCUGAGAAGACAGAAGUUUGUGUGCAUUAACUUAAAAGACAACAAAACUCUGCAGGAGUACGGCAACAUGGAGACGACCUGCGGGUUUAGAGAGAUAUUCUGGCUCUUCAACAGAAAGGCCAAGUUCUCGGAAGAGGUUUCAGAAAAGCUGGCAGAGGUGAUAAGCAGAGAAAAGGCGUAUAAGCUGCUCGAGGACAGAAUUCUCGAAGAAAGAGUGUGGAACUUCGAAAGAGUAAAAACAAUAAAAAAACAGUACGAGCCGUUCCCGGCAAAUGAUCUGUCAAUAAGAGACAAGAACUCGUACAUAAAAAAAAUACUGAAGUACAAGAUAAACGAGUAUCUUCUGAUUCUUAAAGACAACAUCCAAUGCGCUCUGUUCAGCUUCCCCAACAAGACGUCAAACCCCAACCCCAACAUCAUUGGGCUAGAUAUUUUCUGGAUGCACAAGAUGCAGGAAGAAAUAGGGCCCGAAGGGAUGGAGAUUCUGCUGAAGAAAGAGCAUGCGCAGUACUCUCCUCUGUACCCGUACCUAAACGAAAAAAUAGAAGAUCCGUUCUUUGGCUCCUUGGGCAAUGCUCUCCUCGCUUUCUACACAAGAUUUACAGUUAAAACAGCAGUAAACUACAUCCGGUGCAAGAUCAACUCAGAGGCGAUAUUCAUCAAAAGCAUGAUCGGGUAUGUGCAUAGGAUGGGAGGCACAGACAAAUACCCUAAGCUGUUUGUCACCGCUGGGAACAGCCAAAUACAAAUCACCAAUGUGGCAGUGCUGCUAAUUCUCAAAGACUUCAAGUAUAUUAAGUGA